CGUCCUCCGUCAAUGGCUGCUGCAAUGGGGUUUGCAAGUUCCAUAUUCCGGCCGAGUUCGUUUUCCGGCAGGCCGAUAAAGCACUCUACUCACCGUUUUCCGGCGACCCGGUCGCCCCAACUUCAACCGGCACGAAUCAAGAACAAAGUUUGUGCAAUGUGGAUGAAAAAAUCCAUCGAAAGAAAUGUUCAUCGCGCGUGUAUUUUUUUUUCGAAGAACUUGAUCUCGGAUACGGGUUCAUUCUCGCCGGGCCAAAAAAUUAUUUUGCUCUACUCGGCUAUAAAUGAUAGGGACUUGAAAAAUCUCGAUGGAUUGAUCGCGGAAGAUUGCUCGUUCGAGGACUACACUUUUAUGACGCCAUUCCAAGGGCGAAAGGAGGUGUUGCGCUUCUUACGACAACUUGUUUCGUGUAUGGGGCAAAAUAUGAGGUUUAAUAUCGAGCAUAUAUGUGAAGGGAAUGACUACACGGCUACGGUCGAUUGGCAUAUAGAUUGGAAUGAAAUGCAAGUUCCUUUCACCCGAGGAUGCACUUGCUACUCAUUCUCGAUCUAUGGCGAUGAACUACUAAUCAAAAAAGCUCGAGUCCUCGUUGAGUCACCUAUCAAACUUGGAGCGGUAGCGCUAACUUCAUUCAAGAUCGUAAGUUCGUUGUUCGAUGCAUUUCCCGCAGCUACGGAGUGGUUCUUGAAGAGUCCACACAUCGUGUUCCAUGUCGCGGCGAAGGUGUACGGCGUCGUCGUAAAGCCGAUUAUAUGCCCAUUUUUAGAAUGGUAUGUUAAGGUAUUGAAUGUUGCAGCUUCCCUCCUCGCCUUCACUCUCAAAUUGCUACUCUACCUAGCAAAGAUUUUUCACAUGUUGUGAAUAUAAAAAAUAAAGAGGACUGUUCUUGACUUUUGAUAGAUCUCAGGAGAAACAAUGAACGAAGUUUCUAUUCCUUGAAUAUUAUUUUACCUUAUGUAU
This is a messenger RNA of Andrographis paniculata, 960 nucleotides long. RefSeq lists its product as uncharacterized. The record is from RefSeq and is a predicted model, not a curated record. The coding region runs from base 13 to 861 and encodes 282 amino acids. The transcript is spliced from 6 exons. Lineage: Eukaryota; Viridiplantae; Streptophyta; Magnoliopsida; Lamiales; Acanthaceae.